Molecule: messenger RNA, 868 nt
Organism: Ruditapes philippinarum (Manila clam)
Lineage: Eukaryota; Metazoa; Mollusca; Bivalvia; Venerida; Veneridae
Exons: 4
Source: RefSeq, a predicted model, not a curated record
AUGGCAACCCCAAGUCAAAUAAUGUCUUCAAAGGCGCAGCAGAAUAGUUGUCGUCUUUUUCGUCUGCAAAUGCUGAUUAUAGACGGAGGACUACUUAUACUUAGGAAUAUGUUCAAUCAAAAAAUGCAAAAUGUCCCUCUUGUCGCAUUUUUGAAGAAUGAAAGACAAACAAUUACAAACUUAAGAACACGCGGGAUAAUUACGCAGGUACAAUAUGAUCUACUGUUUCCAUCAGGUGGCAGCGGUCCAGCUACAACAGACCUAGACAUCACGUUAAUCAUAUGUCUCCUUAGAAACAUCAAGUCAUUCGGGCUAAACAAGAACUUUCAAUGGAACUCAAUUCCUGCACAAGGUGAUACCUCAGUUGAGGCUGAUAUUUCCCGUCUGAAAAUGUACAGGAACGAGCUCAGUCACAUAUCUUCAACAAGUGGAAUAACACUGCCUGUCUUUACAACAAAGUGGACGGAGAUCGAACAGGUUCUUUUGAGGUUGAACUCGGCGGUGUCUCCCAUACCACACCUACAACAGAUGAUUGAUGACUUUAAAGUUAAUCCACUCGAUCCGGAGGCGGAGAGAAGGGUUCAGAAGGCCAUAGACAGCUGGCAAAUGUUAGAAAAGGGGGUAGAAGCUGAUUUAAAAUUGAUGAAAAUGGAGGACGAAAAGAUAAAAUGUACUCUGAAUGUGCAAAGUCAAACUGUGAGAAAGCAUGCACAGAGUAUUGAUGAAUUAAACAAGAAAACGUCUGAACAUGAUAAACAAAUACAUGACCAUACUAAACAAAUACAGGAAUUAAAGGAAGAAACUAGAAAAGAUGUCACAGCAGAGACAGAAUCAAUGCGACAGUCUCAAUAUGAAGAGUCGAAAACAA